Molecule: messenger RNA, 1163 nt
Organism: Xenopus laevis (African clawed frog)
Lineage: Eukaryota; Metazoa; Chordata; Amphibia; Anura; Pipidae
Product: olfactory receptor 51E2
Exons: 1
Coding region: 177-1112 (311 amino acids)
Source: RefSeq, a predicted model, not a curated record
CCAUCACUAUUCACAAACCAAUGCACAUACUAUGAAUAGAAACUUAUAAUUUAUUUUUUUCUAAGUUCAUAGCCAUCAUUACUGUCAUGUUGAACUCAGUUAUAGCAUUUUUUUUUCAAUUACAGAAACCUUUCUUUCCCCCAUCGUUGCAUCUAAACUAAGCCACAGCUCCACUAAUGGGAACAGUUAAAGCAAAUGAGUCAUUUUCCCACACAGAGUUUAUCCUCUUUGGAUUCCCUGGGAUCUCCCAGUCCAGACAUUGGUUGUUCUUCCCAUUUUUCUUUAUUUACCUGGAGAUUCUGGUGGGAAACUUUCUGAUCAUCUAUCGGAUCUGGGUAGAAAAGAGUCUUCACUUCCCCAUGUACUCACUUAUCUGUCUUCUAUUUGCCGUCAACAUCUCCUGCACAACUGCAAUUGUACCCAACAUGUUAAUGGGAUUGGCAUUUGGGCUAGAUCAUAUUUCCCUUGGCUCCUGCCUGUUUCAGAUGUUCUUUAUAUACACAGCUGUGAUACUUGAGUCAACUGUGUUGAUGAUCAUGGCUUUAGACAGGUAUCUGGCCAUUUGCAGGCCCCUAAGGUAUCACAAUAUAAUGAACACUCAUUUGGUAGGUCAACUUUUCCUUAUUGGUUUAGUUCAGAGCAGCAUUUUCUCCUCUCCAAUUAUCAUUGUGGUCUCCCAAGUCCACUUCUGCAGAUCCAACAUCAUCUGGAAUUUUGCUUGUGAGAACAUGGUGCUCUUGAACCUUGCCUGUGGAGACAUCUCUAAAAUCCAAGUGGUGGGAAUGAUGGUGAGGAUCCUGGUUACAGCCACAGGCAUCAGCCUUCUCCUGGUUUCAUACCUGUACAUCUUCCACUCAACAAUGAAGAUCGCUAGAGGCAAAGCCUUACACAAAACUCUGCACACUUGCAGUACUCACUUGAUAGUGGUUGUGUUGAACUACAGUUGUGGCUUAUCAUCCUCUAUUUUAUACAGGAUACCCAUUUCAGUCGAUGUCCAAAAUCUUUUCAGUGCAAUAUACUAUCUGCUUCCAGCCACUGUUCACCCAUUCAUAUAUGGUUACAGAAUGAAAGAGAUAAGAAUGUGCUUAUUAAAGUCAUGGAAAAUUCUCUAGUAAUUUAAAUAUAUAAUAUAUAUAGUGAAUAAAGUACCCCCUCUUGUAAAA